Molecule: messenger RNA, 4499 nt
Organism: Ahaetulla prasina
Lineage: Eukaryota; Metazoa; Chordata; Lepidosauria; Squamata; Colubridae
Product: sodium/hydrogen exchanger 9B2-like
Exons: 12
Coding region: 1-1512 (503 amino acids)
Biological process (GO): proton transmembrane transport
Cellular component (GO): membrane
Molecular function (GO): antiporter activity
Source: RefSeq, a predicted model, not a curated record
AUGAAGUUUGUCCAAUCCAGGGUUGAAUGGUCAAACUUUAAGGAAACUGGUAUUUUGGAUUCCAGUGGACAGCAAGUACAGGCUAAGUCCAAGAUUCAAGAAAAACUGAAGGAGCUGUGUACUUGUCCUCCUCAAGGUGUCAUUGCCAAAGUAAUAACAAACGUGGCAAUGGGAGCAGUGAUCUGGGGCCUAAUUUGGAGUUUUACAGGCAAAGAGAGUCUGCCUGGUGGGAGCAUCUUCGGAAUUGUAUGCCUCUAUUUUUGUUCAGUAAUUGGUGGCAAAAUUAUGCAGCUAAUUAAAAUACCAGGAUUGCCUCCUCUCCCUCCUUUUCUUGGUAUGUUGAUUGCUGGAUUUCUCAUCAGAAAUAUUGAAUACGUCAGUAAGGUGAUCGUGAUCAAAGUAAAGUGGGGAAUUAUAUUCAGAAAUAUUGCCCUCUCGAUUAUUUUAUCUCUAGCUGGUCUUGGCCUUGACGCAAAGGCUCUGAACAAGUUAAAAGCUGUCUGUUUUAGACUAUGCAUGGGACCCUGCAUCACUGAAGCAUGUUCAGCAGCAGUCAUAUCUCACUUUCUAAUGAAAUUCCCAUGGGUAUGGGGUUUUAUGUUAGGAUUUGUUCUAGGUGCUGUAUCUCCAGCUGUUGUGGUCCUUUCGAUGCUGAUGUUACAGAGACAAGGUCUUGGUGUAGAUCAAGGAAUUCCAUCUUUACUAAUAGCUGCUGCCAGUAUAGAUGACAUUGUAGCCAUCACAGGCUUUAACAUUUUCUUGGGCAUGGCUUUUUCCUCAGGGUCCACCUUUCGUAGCAUCUUGCGUGGUGUGGUGGAAGUUGUUAUUGGUGCAGGUGCUGGUUGCCUUUUAGGAUAUUUUAUUACAUAUUUUCCAAGCAAGGAUCAGAAAUCCAUUGCAUGGAAAAGAGCCUUCUUUGUGAUUGGCUUGUCAGCAUUUUCUCUUUUAAGCAGCAAGCGUUUUGGCUUUCCAGGAUCUGGAGGACUCUGUGUCAUUGUUUUGUCAUUUCUUGCUGGAAUGGCAUGGUCUAAUGAAAAGAAAGCAGUGCAAGAUGUUGUUACUUUUGCAUGGCAAAUUUCCCAACCAUUUCUAUUUGGACUAAUUGGAGCUGAAAUCUCCAUUUCUUCCCUUGGAUUAGAAACUGUUGGGCUUUGUUUGGCCACUAUGUUUUCAGCUUUAAUAGUUCGAGUUGUGGCUACGUUUUUGUUGGUGAGUGGCUCUGGCUUUCAUUGGAAGGAAAAAUUAUUUAUUGCACUGGCAUGGAUCCCCAAAGCAACUGUCCAGGCUGCAAUUGGUUCUGUUGCCUUAGAUACAGCAAGAGGUAAUAAAGAUAAAACGCUAGAAAAAUAUGGCCUGUACAUCUUGACAAUAGCUUUCCUUGCAAUCUUGAUCACAGCUCCAACUGGAGCUGUGAUAAUUGGACUGACUGGACCCAGACUUCUCCGCAAGACUACCAAAGGCAAUGAAGAUGACGUAGCAAUAGACAGUUUUUCAUCAGCAGAGAUAACUUAGACUUUAUUUUAAAUUCAGAUUUAACUCUCUGAUGUUUGAGAUUAAACAGAAAAGAAAUGGAAAUAUAAUUAUGGAUCAAAUUAAACAUUUAUUCCUUGUAUGAACAAUAAUGAAAUCAUAGUACUGCAUGAUGCUUUGUUUUCAAACCUGUAAUCAACCUUGUAUUUUAUACAAUAAAAAUAUACUUUGUUCUCUCAGCAUUUCUGGCUGGUAUCUAUGGAUUCUCCUGGUGGAUGAAAAAAAAUCAAGACAGAAGGCUUGGAUCUUAAAUUUGCUUUUCCAUGCAAAAUAAUUAAUAUUCUUGCCACUGGGUUUUCUUGUGUAUUUUAUUUAUCUGUCUCCCAGAACUCUUGAAGCUUUAUUCUGAUGGUUUAAGAAAGUUUACAGUUAGCACUGAAAGUGACAUUUGUUGAAACUAUUCUCUCCUUCAAAGAAAAGGGAAAGUAUCUUGGGACCUUUAUGAGACAAUUCACAACUCAGUUCUACAUUAUUAUGUAUCAGCUUAUAACUUACCUGAUUUCCUAUUACAUUGCAGGAGAACAUUUUCAAUGAUAGUAAAAAUCAUACUACUAGCUCAUUUUUUUCUCACAUGGAUAUAUCAGAUCAGUGUUUUUCAACUUUGGCAAUUUUUUUAUUUUUUUUAUUUUUAUUUUCAAAUUUAAACAUUUUAUUGGAUUAUAGAACAAAAAUACAAAAGCAAAUAGAAAGACCUUGGCAAUUUUAAGAUGUGUGGACCAGUUGGAGAAUUCUGGGCGUUGGUUCAUAUUUGUUUACCUUAUUUGCCAUUUUGUUGGCUCCUGAAAUUUCCUCCAGUUCAUGGUUCAUAUCAUUGUAUUGUAUCAUAUAUUUCAGGAACGAGCCUUGGUCUCCAUGACCAAAAAUAUAAAAAAUGCAAACAUUGCUUGUUAAAAAAUAAAGUGAUCAUAAAAAAAAUAAUACACAGUUGUGCAAUUUUCCAUAAGAAGAAAUGCAUUUUUUUCUCUGGAAAGAAAUUGAUAAUAUCUCUACAUUUCUAGCAACAGUGCAUCCAUGGUUAAGUAUACAGACCAGGGACUUACAGAAUUAAUGGAAAUAUUUGGAACACCAGAUGCAUAGUUUAAUUUUACAAACAACCCCUUCACCAGAUAGGAAACUAACGAAGUAAACUGCUUCGUUAAACAACUGGAUUCUGUUCAUGGAAAAAUCUCUGAGAUUCAGCAUGAUGGAGAAAAGGAAUCUAUUUUUUCUUUGCCUGAAGAUUGGAAAAUAUAGGAAAAAGUAUUAGAAUGUAGCAUAAGCAAAUUGGCUUGAGGGGAACAGCAGGUUUAGUAGCAAAUAGGCUAAUUUACUGUAGUUCGUUUAAUGCAUCCAGUAACUACUCAACAUAAUGAAUUAUGCAAAUAAAAUAGACAGUUCUUGGACUAAACUAUGUAUUUCAAAAUAUCAAUACAUAAUGCCAUAAUUUCUAAAUCACAGACAAGCUAAAUUAUAUACAAUCUAUAUCACUUCUGAGAAGCAGAAAACAUUCUGCUCCUAGUUUGUUGAUCUCUUUAAUCAUUCUCAAAGAAGGCUAUCUGGAGUUCUGUAUAAAAGUGAUUCCUAUAUACACACAAUGUUCAAACUGAAUACUGGCUUGCAUGCAAAUUCCUAAAGCCAUUUAAGACGAAACUCAUGUCUAUCUUUCACAACCUCCAAAAAUCACUUCCCAGUUUUGUGGCGAUCUGGCACUACAGCUGAUUUAAAAUCUGUUAAAUCUGUAGUAUAGAUGGCACCUAUAGUUAGAAUAGAGGUGUCUGUUUGUCAUCUAUCUAAUAUUUGUUACAAUUCCUGCAGUUUUGAGGAAAAUAGCCCUAGUUCUGGCAGUUUUAAAAAGGUAUUAAUUCUUCACCAUUGAUAAACAGUCUGCAGGAAUAUUCUACCCAAAAGUGUACAAUCGUGACUUUUAAAAGAAGUGAACCAUUCUGUAUCAUAAGAAACAAUGACCAUAAGUAAAAAGAAUACCACAAAUAAAUAAAUUAACUCACUAUUUUAGAGCACCAGCAUCUGCAGUACACUGCCUUAGUAUGACGGAGGUCCUCAUUGUUGAUUUCAUUUACUACUUUGGGAUUCUCCUUCUGGAUCUUGAGAUUAAUCAAGCUGUCCUGCCGUUUCUUCUUGGGAAGGAAUGGGUGAAAAGCAAGAUAUCCCAGCAGUGCAAACCCAGGAAAGGCAAUAACUGCAACCAUUCUGGAACUGAGCACAUGGUUGUUGCUAGUUGUGAGGUCGUAUCCGACCCAUCGCGACCCCAUGGACAACGUUCCUCCAGACCUUCCUAUCCUCUAUCAUCCCCUGGAGUCCAUUUAAGCUCAUGCCUACUGCUUCAGUGAUUCCAUCCAGCCACCACAUUCUCGUUGUCCCCUUCUUCUUUUGCCCUCAAUCUUUCCCAGCAUUAGGCUCUUCUCCGGUGAGUCGUUCCUUCUCAUUAGGUGGCCAAAAUAUUUGAGUUUCAUCUUCAGCAUCUGGCCUUCUAAAGAGAAGUCAGGGUUGAUCUCCUCUAGGACUGAGCAGUUUGAUCACCUUGCAGUCCAAGGGACUCAUAAAAGGCUUCUCCAGCACCAGAGUUCAAAGGCCUCAAUUCUUUGGCACUCAGACUUUCUUGGGGUCCAACUUUCACAGCCAUACAUUGCAACUGGGAAAACCAUAGCCUUGACUAUAUGUACUUUUGUUGGCAGGAUGAUGUCUGCUUUUUAGAAUGCUAUCUAGAUUUGCCAUAGCUUUCCUCCCCAGGAGCAAGUGUCUUUUAAUUUCUUGGCUGCAGUCCCCAUCUGCAGUGAUCUCGGAGCCCAGGAAAAUAAAAUCUGUCACUACCUCCAUUUCUUCCCCAUCUAUUUGCAGGAAUUGAGAGGGCCGGCUGCCAUGAUCUUUGUUUUCUUAAUAUCGAUUUUUAAGUCAACUUUUGCACACUCCUUCUUCACCCACAUCAAGAGGCUCUUUAGUUCCUCUUCGCUUUCUGCCAUUAGAGUGGUAUC